Molecule: messenger RNA, 1698 nt
Organism: Mytilus trossulus (common blue mussel)
Lineage: Eukaryota; Metazoa; Mollusca; Bivalvia; Mytilida; Mytilidae
Exons: 5
Coding region: 200-640 (146 amino acids)
Source: RefSeq, a predicted model, not a curated record
CCAUUUUACACUACCUUCAAAUAUAUUGUGAAUGAAUACUAAAAACCAAAAUUAAUAUCUGUAUCAGUGGGAGGAGUCAAAAAUUAUACAAUACUAUUUGGUUUGCAUCUUAACCUGAAACAAACAUAUACAGUAGGUGAUUUUGGCGAAAAAGUGAGAACAAAAAAGCACGUUUUAGGUUUAUAAAAGAAAGGAGAAAAUGAAUUUGUUCGCCAGUUUAGUUAUCUUUAUGAUUAUCACACUACAUAUUAAAGGAUUUUCAAAUGCCAACAUCAAAGCUGCUAGAGGCAAAAAUUCCUUAACACUCAGCUGCACUUUUUCACCUUUUGUUAACCAUGCAUCCUGGUGGACAACGGAUUUCCUUACGUCAUGUACAAGCACAUAUUGUUCAAACCCGACGCUUGGUGCCUAUACAUUUACCUCCAGUUCAAAAGGAAUAUAUGUUACAAUAAGUCCAUUUGGUGAAAAAGAAAUCGGCAUUGUUUGGACCUGUAAAAGUCCCUCUUCUGGUUCUGCAACAUACCAAAUGACCCAAGUUUCAUCUGCAGAUCUGCCAGUGGCUCUAUGGAUGGGUAAAGACCUUUGCUCUCAAAUACCAUUUAUAUUGGUAUUCAGUAUCACUAUAAAUCUCUUGAUAUGACACACAUCAUGACAAUUCAUUAUAGUGCAAAGUCUAUUCUGGAUAAAAAAAAAAAUAUAUUCAUGACAUGUAUAUCAUCAGUAUUAUCGACGAUUUGCAAUUUGUUCAUUGAUUAUGCUGUCUACAAUUUGUUAAGAUCAUGGACAUAUUCAAAAAUAUCAUACAAUGACGUCAUCUAAAGCACCAGCGAGAUCACUAUUCGUGUUCAUCAGCGUCAAUUUAUCAGUGAAGUGCACAAGACAUUUUUCAUCCAACUGAACACAUAUUGCAAUUAAUUGUAAAAGUCAAAAAAGUGUUUUUAUCCGAUUUCAUAUUAUAAUAUAUUCUUAACCGGAUAAAAUUUCUUUUAACACAGAGUGCGAUGAUAAAAAUAACGUUAUUCUUGCACUUUGUACUAAAGUCAAUAUUAAAAGUGCCAUUAUUCCAUGCGUAAUAAAAGUAUGCGCCUACUUUUUUUACUUUCUGUAAUAUGUAUAUUUGUAUGAAACCCCUUAAUAGACACUAAGACAGAAAAACACAAUAAUAAUGCAUUUAGCAAUCAAACACUACAAAACGGAUGACUUGUUGGCACUACUAAAACCCGACAAAAACAAAAACAAAAGAAUGUCAUACAAUUUUUUUUUAUCAAGGUGGGAUUUUUAAGAUAAUUUAAUAUAAAAAAUAAAUUAAUUUGGAUUAAUGAUGUUAAAAAUUUAAUGUAAACAUUUUUUUUUAAUAGAAUUAAUAGAAAGAAUUAAAGUGUUGAACAAGUCGCGAUGAACUUUGUUAGGAAAGCAGUUUAUAUACUUCUUACAUAUAUUAAACAUUCAUUCAUUUAUAGAGAGAUGGAAAACAAAGUUAUAGACUAGAGAAUAUAAUAUAUUAUUGUAAAAGACCAUUUUCUAUAAAAUCAAUUACAUCAUUUGAAUCUACAUGUAUCAACAAACAAUAAGUAUGUACAAAACAAAAUGAUAAUUUUCAUUUGAUUGAUUUAAUCAAAUAUACAAUCAAUUUUAUCAUUGUUUAUUGCAAUAUGUGAUUAGUACGUUUUUUGUCUCUUCAUAUAUAUAUUUAUAUAC